Messenger RNA from Phytophthora nicotianae INRA-310, 2146 nucleotides. RefSeq lists its product as hypothetical. Bases 288 to 1958 code for a protein of 556 amino acids. NCBI's taxonomy places the organism in Eukaryota, Oomycota, Peronosporomycetes, Peronosporales, Peronosporaceae. The transcript has 3 exons. Gene Ontology annotation, molecular function: protein binding. The record is from RefSeq and is a predicted model, not a curated record.
AUGAUAUUUCUGCUCAAAGUGCUGCUUGACCUUGGCAGCAAUCUCCUGCUCGUUCGUCUCGGUGCUCAUAGCGACUUGGGCGACGGCGAUGACCUCGUCCUGUAGCUCCUGCUCCAUCGUCGAUGUCUUCACCACGGGCUUCACUUGGGUCCCCAUCGCGUGCUGUUGGGUAUCUCCCACUUCUGUAGCACUCGACCUUUCACCGCAAAAUGUCGAAGGGCGUUCUCGAUUUGGUCGGCAGUUAACCCUUCUAUCCUGGCCGAGGGCACGUCGCCAGUCCGUGCACCAUGGACGCACCAAGUACAAGCAAAACUGCUCCGGACUUGACCCCUUUAGAAGCGUCACGACUGAAGGAGGAGGAAGCCGACGCUCGUAUAGCUGUCCAUGAUCUAGAUGGAGCACUACAAUGCCUCACCAAAGCUAUCUUCUUGCGACCAGAACACGCGCAGCUUUAUGCCAAACGUGCACAAGUGUAUUGGGAACUUGGCGACGUCAAAUCAGCGAUUGCAAAUUAUCGGAAGCUGUUCGCUGUGGAUCCAGACCCACCGCAGCGCAUCAAAGACCAGCUUGCGGUAUUGCUGGACCUCCACGCUUACUCUUUGCUCUGUCUGGGCGAAUCACCAACUAUUGUGCUUGGCUAUCUCAACGAGGCUAUCCAGUUGAACGCACUCGACGAAGUCUACUGGUUGCAUCGAGCUGUGGCGAAUAUCGAGGCAGGUUGCUAUGAGAAAGCAGUACAGGACGUUGAUCACUGUAUCUGCCUUAAUAGCCGCGACGUCGAAUACUUCGUACUUCGAGCCAAAUUACACUGGAGACUGCACAUGCAAGAGAAAGCGACCGCCGACAUCCACAAGGCAGCACUUUUGCAACCCGAUCAUCCGGAGGUGCUUGGUCACGAGCAACGCUUGUUAAAAGAAUCCCAAGCUAUCUACGAACAAGCUCGCACACAGCUGAUGGCUCAUCAAUUUGAAGACGCCAUCCAAAACCUUUCCAGAGCGACAGAAAUCACACCCGAAGAGACAAAACUUUACUUGCUACGAGCGUCGGCCUACCGUGAGCUUGGAGAGUAUCACAUGGCUUUGCGUGAUACCGAGAAGGCUCUUAGUUGCCAUCAGCACAAAAAGAAUACCAUACAGUCCGCGCAGGUGUUCCACGACAAUCAUCAUAAAAAGCCAGCACACGUGCCAGCUUUGCGUCUUAACUCGGAACGAGAUACUUCGUCACAAUACCGCGACAUCAUCAAGCAACGAAGCCUCAUUCUGAAUGACAUUGGGAUCCGUUUCUUGCAUCAAAAAUCGUACCAGCUCGCUGUAAACGCGAUGAAUCAAGCCAUUCGCAGUCAGAUGGAACUCACAGAGCUUUUCCGUGAGCAGUUUGCUAGCCCACAAUGCUUUCUUCAUCGUGGCGAUGCGUACCGCGGGCUCAGGAACUUUCAAGCGGCUUUGGCAGAUUACCACCAUGCACUAGAACUGCUUCCAGGCGAUCAAAAUAUUAAAUCACGCGUUGCCCUCGUACACUACCAAUUUGGCGUGGAGCUGUUCAACAGAGCUCAAUUCGACAAGGCCGAGUUGGAAUUUGCUCAAGCUGUCAAACAGGAUUCGAAUGUGUCGUAUUAUUAUGUAAGGAAGGGCGACGCUGCGAGAUAUCUUGAAAAGCACCAAACUGCAUGCGAAAGCUACCAGCAAGCACUGAGACUCAACCCAAGCGACGCAGAAACUCUUACAAAACUUCAGCAGUACAAUGCAGCCCCGCUUCCAACAACCAGCAACCAACGCACCCCGGCCUCGGCAAAACCCGUUGUUUCCUUCCCACGCUCACCGCAGCAGCGCCGCUCCCAGGAAUUGCAAGCCACAGUGGACGAUGCGCGAAAGUCGUACAAGAGGACGAACCAACGCGUGCAAGAUCUAUUCCGUAAUCGGCCCGUGGUGCCCCCACCAAGUAUGAAUACCCUCAAGUGAUCCAGUCGCGCUAGAAGUCCUUGUAAAGGAGGUCGUAGUGCGGAAUGUGCGACUUCUCGAUUGGACAGUUCACAAUAGACUUGCCAUGUUUUGCACCGCGAUAAAUAACCUGUAACACACGUAACCAAAUCGGCCUUUAAGAGCGAUUCAAGGGGACGAGCUUCUGCAUUCUGACGCACCUCCACGAG